Anisakis simplex (herring worm) is the source of this 2733-nucleotide messenger RNA. The record is from the annotation of a GenBank genome assembly. Lineage: Eukaryota; Metazoa; Nematoda; Chromadorea; Rhabditida; Anisakidae.
AUGGACACUUCUGGUAGUGUUACGAAAAAAGAGGUGCCAUCAUCUUCUUCUCGUGCUACGAAGAAAGUAAAUGCGCCAAUAGAUGGAGCGGAAAAUGAUGAGGCUUCCAAAGAUGGUGAUGGGGAUAACGCAACGAUGAUAUUGUCUUGCGCAAGUAACGAUAGAAAAGAUGGAGAAGAGCGAGGCGAUGAUGAUCAGAUAGCCGAACAGCCCAAGCAGAAUACUGUAAAUAGUGCAGGUAAUGAAAGUAAAACUGAUGCUGCUUGCACUGGUAAAAGUAUGGAUGCGAAAUCAGCUGCUGCAUCAACUUUGCACACACUCAUAACGAAUUUGCAACGAAGACAGCUGCAGCAACAAAAACAGCAGUAUAAAAGUAAUAAAGCGUGCGUUGAUGAGGAUGACGAUAGUAAUUCGAAUGCUAAUCAUGUUGCUCGUCGUUCAGCUUUCACAUUCGCUGCUCAUGCUUCUGUACCUGCCGAUGGUGCUGCUAAUUCAUUCGUUAAGAAUAGCGCUAAUCAAUUAGAUAUUAUAACGCAUGCUGACAUUAUUGCUGCUGCUGGCCAACAACAGAAUUCGGAAGUUGAAAGUAGCGGGAAGUGUAAGGGAACUAGUGAUGCUACUAAAAUUGCUUUGAACAGGAGCAGCAUCACUUCUUCGUCGGAUAUGAAAAAAGUGACGAAUUUGAUGGGAGGUCCAGCUGUGAAACGCAUACGUCGCAUGAACAACAAUAAUAACCAUGCCGCUAGUGGCGCUGUUUCAACACUCAACAAUACUGCAUCACGUGGUGGUAACACUUCAGCUAUCACUUUUCCAAUAUCUAAUAGUUCUACUUCUCGUGCAGCAUCAAAAUCGACUUCUGCUGAACUUCUUAGCUCUCUGACAGCACUGAAUAGCAUUUAUUCAUCCCUAACUAAUUUGAAUGGCGCUUUAACGGGAAACUGUGAUAAUGUGAAUGGUACUGGCUUGUGUUCGAGGAAGCUAUCAUCAUUAACGGAAAAUAAAAGUAAUAACAUAAGUAGUAGCAGCGAUACUGCUUCCUCUCCAGCAGUGAACAGUUUAGAAUAUUUGCUACAAAUGCAGAAUAUGUAUCAGACAACAUUACUCAAUAAUAUGCUCUUGGGUGCGACAUCAUCAAAUGGUGCAGCUGCAUCGUCACCUGCAUCCACUUCCUCUUCAUCUGUAACGAUCACGCCAACAAAUGCUCAUCAGUUGAGUGCAAAUGCGACAGCGAUGUUAUUACGUAUGCAGCAUUUAAACGCUUUGCAGCAAGCUGCUGCAUUAACACAUAAUUUGAACACAGCAGCAAACACGCAACAGAUACAGCAGCAGUUGUUGUUCCCAUUCCAGAGUAGUUGCGGUGCUGCUGGUAACAAUGACAGUACAGCUGGUGAGGUUGGUGCUGCUUUUACCACUCAACUACAAGGCACUGCUGACCUAGCAGGAAGGCAAGCGGUAUCUUCAUCGAGCGACAGUCGCACUGGUGGUUUAUCACCAUCAGCUUCUUCAUUAAAUUCGUUAUUCUUAUCAGCACCGUCAUUAUUCCUGCAACAACAAAAUGCGCCUGCGACUGCUAUGACGAAUAAUCCUUUUAUUCUAGCUGCAGCACUGGAUGCUUUACCAUCUAGCUAUAAUAAUAAUAAUAAUGAAAUGUUCAAUGAAAGUACGACUAAUAAGGGUAUUGGUACGUCGAAUCAACCGUCUUCCCAGUUCGAUGCAGCAACUGCGACACUGUUCUGUAAUCUUAUGCUGCUGCAGCAACAGCAACAAUAUGCAUCAAGUUUACCAGCAUCAGUAUUUCCAUCGGGACUUCUUUCUGGGUCUUACUCGAAUUCUGCAACAGACUCUGAUCGUAUUACUGCAAAUAAACAAACCUUAGCAAAUAGCAGCAAUACACCGCAAAAUAUUACUGACAGCAGGUGUGUUGGAAGUGAUGUGAAUAUGAGUACAAAUGAGCUGUUGCUGUCUGCAUUAGCAGCGGCCAGAAUGAACGCGACGGCUGGUGAUAACAGUAAGUGUAAGGGCAGUUCUAAGAAUGAAAAAAGCGCAACCACUUCUCUACCAACUAAAAUUCUCCAACAGACACCGAUCUGUCGACGAACUUUAGAAGCGCGAUUCGCACGAAUAUUGGCACAAGAACUGGAAGCAGCGUCUGAUGAGGAGCAUCACGACAUAGUGCAACUGAAUAUCAUCGAUAAUGCAAAUACAGUUAGCAAUAGUUGUGGUGAUAAGGAUGGUACUGAUAAAGAUGAUGAAAUACUAAUUGAUGAUGACAAGAUUGAUGAGAAUAUUGUAGUAAAUGAAAAGAAGAAUAGCGAAGCAAGUGACAACGGUGACAGUAAAAUUGUUGAUGUCAAUGAAACGUCGAGGAACGGUUUGAUUAUGAUGGAUAAUGAGGAUGCGAGUGGCGUCAUAACAAGUAUGAAGGAAGGUGUGGAUGAUAGUUCAGUCAUUGAUGCAAAGUUGCGAAAUGAUAAUAGAGAACAGCACUUGUUGUUAUUACCAGCACUCAUGAGCAGCGAUCGUGCAAGUGAAGCUCUCGAAGAUGGUUCUGAUGAUCAUCACGUGAAUACAUCAUCAAACCAACUCACCGAUUCGUCGCAGUUUUCAUCAGUGAUCUCGUCCAAGUCAGAUGACAUCUCGCGGUCAUCAUCAGACCAGAGAUCCUCUUCUCCCAACAGUACAUCCACAUCCACCCAGUCGGAUGUUGCAAAAACGCCCGCAUUGGUAGCCUGA